This is a messenger RNA of Micropterus salmoides (largemouth bass), 1814 nucleotides long. Its product is annotated as noelin-3-like. Lineage: Eukaryota; Metazoa; Chordata; Actinopteri; Centrarchiformes; Centrarchidae. The transcript has 6 exons. The record is from RefSeq and is a predicted model, not a curated record. Bases 441 to 1814 code for a protein of 457 amino acids. Gene Ontology annotation, biological process: signal transduction.
CGCCUCCGAUCUCGCGCCUCUAUCUCCUAUUUUCUGGUGAAUACUGCCAGCUGCAACUUUUGUCACCCCACAGCUGCCGGUGGUUCCUCCAGUUCUCACACACAACAAACUGGAUUCAUUAAAAGUCAAGAGAGGCAGCUGGAUGAUGUCAUAUCCGUGAAGAAGGGUCUCUAUAACCUACACGCAGUGAGGGUUUUCGCCGCGUGCAUGCCCCCACAAACUUUUUCUUCCUUGCAGUGACGAGGUUUCUCCCCGCUGCCCACAUGGCAUGCGUAACGGGGACGAGUGGUUGGAUGCUCCCCUCUUCUGCCAAGGAAGCCAUGGUUUUAACCAGCGCGUAGUGGACGAGGUGGCGCGAGCCCACGGGCAGAAACUUGCGUGAUUUUUUUUUUGUUGUUGUUCCAGUAGCGGAGGAGGGAAACAUUGUACCAGCAGACAGAAUGUGGUCGCUGUCCCUGGUCCUGAACCCGCUGCUGUUCCUGCUGCUGUUCGGAUACUGCCCAUCAGUGACCAUCCGGCCAAAGGAGGGGUGGCAGGUGUACAGCUCAGCACAGGAUGCAGAUGGGCGUUGUAUCUGCACAGUGGUGGCACCUGAACAGAAUCUGUGCUCCAGAGAUGCCAAAGGCAGACAGCUCCGCCAGCUCCUGGAGAAGGUGCAGAACAUGUCGCAGUCAAUCGAGGUGCUGAACCUGCGGACGCAGAGGGACUUUCAGUAUAUCAUGAGAAUGGAGAGCCAGAUCAAAGGACUGCGGUCAAAGUUCCGACAGAUCGAAUCGGACAGGAAGACGGUCGUCAACAAAAACUUUCAGGAGCUAAAGGGAAAGAUGGAGUCCCUGCAGCCGCUGAUCCCUGUCCUGGAGCAAUACAAGACAGAUGCCAAGCUCAUCUCCCAGUUCAAAGAGGAGAUCAGGAACCUGUCUGGCGUAUUGAUGGGCAUCCAGGAGGAAAUGGGCGCCUACGACUACGAGGAGCUGCAACAGAGGGUCCUAAACCUGGAAAAUCGGCUUCGCAACUGUAUGAACAAACUCACAUGUGGCAAGUUAAUGAAGAUCACUGGGCCGCUGACAGUGAAAACUUCAGGGACCAGAUUCGGAGCCUGGAUGACCGACCCACAGGCGUCUCCCAAAAACAACAGGGUCUGGUACAUGGACAGCUACACCAACAACAAGAUUGUGAAAGAAUAUAAAUCCAUCGCCGAUUUUGUGUCAGGAGUCGAGUCGAGAACCUACAACCUGCCUUUCAAAUGGGCUGGAACCAACCACGUGGUGUACAACGGCUCUCUGUACUACAACAAGAUGCAGAGCAACAUUAUAGUGAGGUACAGCUUUGAGACAGGCCGCGUGGUCACCCAGAGGGCUCUAGAGUCUGCAGGCUUCCACAACGUGUACCCCUACACCUGGGGAGGCUUCUCCGACAUCGACCUGAUGGCGGACGAGCUAGGCCUGUGGGCCGUGUACGCGACCAACCAGAACGCCGGGAACAUCGUCAUCAGCCAGCUGAACCCGGACACGCUCCAGAUCCUCAACACAUGGAACACAGAAUACUCAAAGAGGAAUGCCGGCGAGUCUUUUAUGAUCUGUGGGACGCUCUACAUCACUAACUCCCACCUGACCGGCGCCAAGGUCUACUAUGCUUACUCCACUAAAACCUCCACAUAUGAGUAUACAGACAUUCCCUUUCAUAACCAGUACUUCCACAUGUCUAUGCUGGACUACAACGCCAGGGAUCGCGCCCUCUAUGGCUGGAACAACGGCCAUCAGGUCCUGUUUAAUGUUACACUUUUCCACAUCAUUAAAACUGAGGACGACUCUUAA